This is a messenger RNA of Jatropha curcas, 1492 nucleotides long. RefSeq lists its product as hypothetical. The record is from RefSeq and is a predicted model, not a curated record. NCBI's taxonomy places the organism in Eukaryota, Viridiplantae, Streptophyta, Magnoliopsida, Malpighiales, Euphorbiaceae.
ACCAACUAACUGCGUGUGAGGGUUACCUAUUAAAACUAACCUCUGCAUCUUACCCUUUCUUUCCUCUUUAAUGGUAAUAUAUUUUAUUAGAUUUUUCUCUUUUCUUCAUUUUGGGUCUCUGUUUUGGUCGAGAGAAAGAGAGUUUGUUGUUCACUUUUGACUCUCCAAUUCAACGAUCAUGGACGGAGAUGCUUCAGCUGAGUUUCAAGACUGGGAACUCCUUGUCAACUCGGAUACAGACGGAGUUAACUCGCCCAAGUCAGUGAAUAAUUCGAGGAAUAUUGAAGAAAUUGAGGUUGAAUCUGAAGGUGUUCUCAGGUUAGAUUACUUCUCUCUUGAAAAUGAUGAGAGAUAUGCUAAAACUGCUAUUGAUGCUAGUGACGAGGGUUCCAUUGAGUCUGAUAAUCCUAGUUGGAUUGAUCCUGGGCCGGAAACUCGAUAUCAGAGGAGGAAUUCGGGUGAAUUUUGGUCUGAUUCGGGUAGUGAUCGGUCUGAUGAGCGUAAAUUUACUGAUUUUGAUGUGAAAAGUGAAUUGGGUUUUGUGGAAAAUGUGAAAACUGAAGUUGUUUUUGGAGUAGCUGGAGAAAUUGAAGGUAAAAAAGGGAAAUUUGAGUCUAGUGAAAGUAAUCUUAUUAAUUUGGAGGGCAAAAACGAAGUGGGGUCUGAUGAGAAUGUGAAAUCGCAGUCUGGUUUUGAAGAAUUUGGAGAAAACCAUAGUAAGGAUAAGGAUUUUAGCAAGUUCUGGUCGGAUUCAGGUGGUGAUAAUCUGGUUUUUGGUGAUGUUGGGAGAGUGACAGAGGGUUCUGAGAUUUUGGGUGAAUCCAACAUUGGAGAUGCAUCAAAAGAGGAAAAUUCGAGCAUUAUUGCAGUUGGUGAAAGGAAACCAGGAGGUGAUGAGGAGAAGAGGAAGGUAGUAUGGUGGAAGGUUCCUUUUGAGCUGUUGAAAUAUUGCGUUUUCAGGAUCAGUCCUGUUUGGACUUUCUCUAUGGCUGCAGCUUUUAUGGGAUUUGUUAUAUUGGGACGGAGAUUGUACAGGAUGAAGCGCAAGACAAGGGGCUUGCCGCUUAAGGUCACUGUGGAUGACAAGAAGGUUUCCCAGUUCAUGAGUCGUGCUGCACGUCUUAAUGAAGCAUUUUCAGUAGUGAGACGGGUCCCCAUUGUACGGCCUUUGUUGCCAGCAUCUGGGGUUAAUUCAUGGCCCGUGAUGACUUUGAGAUGAAAAAGCAGCAAUGUUAUGCGGUAGAUAUAAUGGGGGAAGUGUUGAAGCAUUAUGUGAACAUUUGUAAGUUUUAAUGUUUGUAUUGUUCCUCCUCUGUAAGUAAAUCCUGGGUGCUUUCUUUUUUAUUUUACUUUAUAUAUGGAACAUACUUAAAUAUGUGUAUACAUUUCAGACCAACUUAUUCUGAGGGUCUCAUUAUCAAAGAGAUCAUGUAAGGUCAAAAGAUGCUUUCCUCUUCUCUGAGUUAUCAUCCUGCUUUUGAUUCGUUGAACA